CUUUGCUGCACAUGUCUGGCUGUUGGAUUAUAUAUACUUUACACCAUUGGUGGUUUGUACUUAACACUACUAUGCCUAAGCAUAGCAUGCUGUGUCGUCAUCAUCAUGUUUUGGUAUCUGGUCAAGACGGGCAGAAUACCUAUUGAACGCAUCCCCAACAGUAACUACAACAUUCUGCAUGAUUCCAUUCCAGUCCACAUGCUGGUUUCUGGAGAAACUUUCCGGACCCAUAAAACCUUCAUGCAAAAGCUGAAUCUGCAGAUAGAGCUCUGCAGUGCAGAGAGCAGCAGCGUCAUCCUGCUCUUCUGUCCUGUUGUUUCUCGGGUUGGGACAGACAUGGAGGCAGCAAUGGCCAGAGUUACAGAAGAUAAACCUGUCAUCCUGGUGUUCAUGCACCACUGUCACCACCCCAGUCACAUGACCAACAUCACAGUGCAACCAUCCAGGAGCAACAUAGUGCAAGUCGUCCACUGCGCCUUCCAUGAAUCUAGAGGGCUGCUGGAAUGCAAGGAAAAUGAGGAGGCCGUCGACAAGGUGCUUUCAGCACUGCUGAGGAAUUUACAUGCCGAGGUCCCACAAUCCAAGGUCCUUUUGACGACAUCAGAUAUGGAGAAACAACCAAUGGGUGCUCAGGAUGCCAAUAGGCCAAACAUCACCAGUGACAGCGAGCCAGUGGGUGAGGAGAGUGAAUCUGAUCAGUGCAAGGAUCAACCAAAGAAAGACUCCUGUGGUUCUUCUGCAGAUCUAAUAAUCUUGAGUGAAGGUCAAGCUCCGGAGGUCCAAGAGUCCAAUGUUGAUGACACCAAUGUGGAUAUGGAGGAGAAGCCAAUGGCUGCCCAGGAUGGCAAAAGGUCACACAUCACCAACGACAGUGAGCGUCCUGGGAAGGGCACUGAUCCAGCAGAACUUCCUGCUGAGGUCCCACAACCCGAUUAUAUCGCAUCCAAACCGGACAAAUUUGGGAUCAAGUUCUGGAUGGCCACGGAUUUGGAGACCAAAUACGUCUGCAACGUGUCCCCUUACUUGGGAAAGGACCCCAGUCGUCAGAAGGGGGAGAGGCUGGCAGAGAACAUUUGCAUUUCAAAUGCAAAUGUGCCAGGCCUCACAGGUAAUGGGUGGUUUGCACAACAAAAGCAGGAGGAGAAUCGAGCUGAAGACCUGUGA
Messenger RNA from Paramormyrops kingsleyae, 1164 nucleotides. Lineage: Eukaryota; Metazoa; Chordata; Actinopteri; Osteoglossiformes; Mormyridae. The record is from RefSeq and is a predicted model, not a curated record.